Messenger RNA from Striga hermonthica, 2754 nucleotides. The record is from the annotation of a GenBank genome assembly. NCBI's taxonomy places the organism in Eukaryota, Viridiplantae, Streptophyta, Magnoliopsida, Lamiales, Orobanchaceae.
AUGGUACACCCGACGGCGUCGAAGACGAGGAAGAAGCCGGAGGAGGAGUACGCCGUCGACGAAGAAGACGAGGAGGAUAACUACGAGGACGACGGCGGGAAGACGAAGCGCAGGAGGGGUGGAUCGCAGUACAUAGAUUCGUACGCCGAGGAAGACGAGUACGAUGAUGAGGACGAGGAAUACGGCGGGGGCCGCCGUGGCCGUGGAGUGAAGCGCAGGAAGGGUCCGAUGGACUUCUUUGACGACGAAGCAGUUGUGGAUAGCGAUGAGGAAGAGGAUGAAGAUGAUGAAACGGAAGACGAUUUCAUUGAUACUGUGCUUGAUUUACCUGAUGUGGGUGAUAGAAGAAUUCAUCACCGUCCCCUGCUUCCACAUGAGGAUGAGCAAGAAGAUGUUGAGGAAAUUGAGAGACAAAUUCAUGAGAGAUAUGGUGCUAGGAGCCUUAAUGUUGAACACGAUGAGGAGGCUACAGAUGUAGAACAGCAAGCUCUACUGCCAUCCGUGAGGGACCCAAAACUAUGGAUGGUGAAAUGUGCGAUUGGACGUGAAAGGGAGGUAGCAGUCUGCCUCAUGCAAAAGUGCAUUGAUAAAGGACCCGAAAUGCAAAUUAGAUCUGCCAUAGUACUCGAUCAUCUCAAAAACUACAUAUACAUAAAAGCAGACAAAGAGGCUCAUGUGAGGGAGGCUGUUAAGGGUAUGCGAAAUAUUUAUCCAAGUAAGAUAACGCUUGUCCCGAUCAAGGAGAUGACAGGUGUUCUUUCGGUUGGAAGUAAAGCAAUUGAUAUUUCUAGGGACACCUGGGUUAGAAUGACGAUUGGUAUAUAUAAGGGGGAUCUUGCCAAUGUUGUAGAUGUUGACAAUGUGCGGCAGAGAGCUACCAUGAAAUUAAUCCCAAGGAUUGACUUGCAGGCCCUGGCUAACAAAUUGGAAGGGAGGGAAGUUCCAAAGAAAAAGGCAUUUACUCCUCCUGCACGGUUGAUGAAUAUUGAUGAAGCUAGAGACCUUCAUAUUCGUGUGGAGCGUAGAAGAGAUCCAUCUACUUGUGAUUAUUUUGAAAAAAUUGAGGGGAUGAUCAUGAUGUUCAAGGAUGGGUUUUUGUAUAAAAAUGUAUCACUUAAAUCUCUCAGAACUCAGAACGUGCAGCCAACUUUUGAUGAACUCGAGAAAUUUAGGCAUACUGGUGAGGGUGGAGAUGGUGACAUGUCAGGUUUGUCAACACUUUUUGCAUACAGAAAGAAAGGUCAUUUCAUGAAGGGUGACAGGGUUAUAGUUGUCAAAGGAGAUCUUAGAAACUUGAAAGGAUUGGUGGAAAAAGUUGAGGAAGAUACUGUUCAUAUUAAACCAAAUGAAAAGGGCCUUCCUAAAACUUUGGCUAUCAAUGAUAAAGAGCUCUGCAAGUACUUCGAACCUGGAAAUCAUGUGAAGGUGGUAUCUGGUGCUUCCAAAGGUGUAACUGGUAUGGUAGUCUCUGUUGAAGGCCAUGUGGUUAACAUAGUAUCAGACACGACUAAGGAGCUUCUUUUCAGCUCCUUAAGAGGUGUUCCAGAGAGACCUGAUGUUGCCCUGGUGAGGUUAAGGGAGACUAAAUACAAGAUUGACAUGAAGCUUUUUGCAAAAGAUCGUCAUAAUAAUAAAUUAUCUGUAAAAGAUGUUGUAAAAAUUCUUGAGGGUCCCUGUAAGGGGAAACAAGGACCUAUUGAACACAUAUACAAAGGAAUUCUGUUUAUAUACGAUAGGCAUCACCUGGAGCAUGCUGGUUUCAUUUGUGUAAAAUCUGAGUUUUGUAUGAUGGUGGGUGGAUCACGCGCAAACGGUGAUAAAAAUGGUAAUGCAAUGCCUUCAAGAUUUGUUGGAGGAAGGCGUGGAGGUGGGAGGGGUCAUGAUGAUUUAGUUGGAGCUGCUGUUAAAAUUCGUCUAGGACACUACAAGGGAUGCAAGGGACAUGUGGUGGAUGUCAAAGGCUCCACAGUCCGGGUUGAGUUGGAGUCACAGAUGAAUGUUGUUGCAGCAACUCCACAUCAUGAUGGUAUGAGGACGCCUAUGCGUAGUCGUGCAUGGAAUCCUUACACACCAAUGAGUCCACAAAGCGAUAAUGAAUUCGUCAGGGACAACUGGGAAGAUGGGAAUCCUGGUUCAUGGGAAACUAGUCCACAAUAUCAGCCAGGAAGUCCUUCACGAGCUUACGAAGCGCCUACUCCUGGUUCUGGUUGGACAAAUAAUAAUCCAAACAACAAUUACAGUGAUGCAGGCACGCCAAGGGAUAGUGGUUCAGCCUAUGCAAAUGUUCCAAGCCCGUACUUGCCCUCGACACCUGGCGGGCAGCCACCUAUGACACCUAGUUCAGCAUAUCUGCCCGGUACCCCCGGUGGGCAACCAAUGACACCUGGAAGUGGUGGUUUGGAUAUGAUGUCCCCGGUUUUAGGUUCUUGGUUCCUCCCAGAAAUUUUGGUCAAUGUUCGUAUGUUUGGUGAAGAUAGCUCACUUGGAGUUAUCAAAGAUGUGCUGCCGGAUGGGUCCUGCAAAAUAGGUCUUGGAUCGAGCGGUAAUGGCGAGAUUGUCACGGUUUUGCCUAGCGAAAUCGAGGUGGUGCCUCCAAGAAAAGCAGAGAAGAUCAAGAAAAUGGGUUGUGCACACCGUGGGUCGACCGGGAAGCUCAUUGGUAUAGACGGCACGGAUGGAAUCGUGAAAGUUGACGACACUCUUGAUGUUAAAAUCUUGGACAUGGUUGUUUUGGCUAAGCUUGUGCAGACAUGA